AUGGCUCCUAAAACCACCGAAAUCGAAACUAUCCAAGAAGGCGAUGGUAAGGUCUUCCCAAACGUCGGCGACACCGUCACCAUCCACUACACCGGUACUUUGGAAAACGGUAAGAAGUUCGACUCUUCCCGUGACAGAGGUAAGCCUUUCCAGUGUACCAUUGGCGUUGGUCAGGUGAUCAAGGGCUGGGACAUUGGUAUUCCAAAGUUGUCUGUUGGUUCCCAGGCUAAGUUGACCAUCCCAGGCCACGAGGCCUACGGUCCAAGAGGUUUCCCAGGCCUCAUUCCUCCAGAUGCCACUUUGGUUUUCGACGUGGAGUUGUUGGGUGUUAACUAA
Molecule: messenger RNA, 336 nt
Organism: Candidozyma haemuli
Lineage: Eukaryota; Fungi; Ascomycota; Pichiomycetes; Serinales; Metschnikowiaceae
Gene: RBP1
Product: peptidylprolyl isomerase
Exons: 1
Coding region: 1-336 (111 amino acids)
Molecular function (GO): peptidyl-prolyl cis-trans isomerase activity
Source: RefSeq, a predicted model, not a curated record